UGUGUCUUCCUCUCUGAGUCUCGCUCAACUGAACCCUAAUUUCUCUCACAAACCCCUCCGCUUGCUGGGGGCAUAAUUUUAAUUGUCCAACAGACUUUCACUUUCUUCUUCACAGCCAAUUUCUCUCUUUAUUUAUGUAUGCCUAUGCCGUGUCUCAUUUAUAUCCUUUCAACAUAUCAACAACUACUCAUCAUGUCAUAUUUCUAUCAUUCACUUUGAACCUCUUCUUCAAAAUUCAAUAUCUUUUUUGUUAUGAUUUACAUGCAGCAAUCUUUAAUGGAUUUGAGAAGGCUUUCCAUAAUGAAACCCAAUUAUUUUAAUCCUCCAAUUGCUCGUCCCUUGACUUUUAUAACAACAUUCACAAUCCAACAGCAAAACCAUCCUGAACAGCAGCAGCAACAACUACUGCCACCACAGGAAACGCAUCAACUGAAAGCUCCAAAUCAGAGUUUGAUCAAUUCGGUUUUUUCUAUUCUUUCUAACCCAUCUUUUGAUUCUUCUAAAAGUAAACAACUUUUGCUCCAUUUAUCUCCUCAUGAAUUUGAUCAGUGUUUUCUAGCUAUUGGAUCAAAUAAUGUGAAUCCAAGAACUGCUUUUAAUUUUUUUCAUUUUGCUUCCGAGACUUGUAAGUUUCAUUUCACAUUACGUUCUUAUUGCCUUCUUAUUCGGUUGCUUGUUUCUUCCAAUCUUUUAUCGUCUGCAAGGUUGCUUUUGAUUCGUUUAAUUGAUGGGAAGUUACCAGCUGUAUAUAAGAAUGCUUCUCAAAGGAGACAUUUUGAGAUUGGUUUAAUAUUUUCUGAUUUGCAUUCAGUGUUUGAGCCAGCUGUUGCAGUUACUGUAGUGGAUUUAUUGAUACAUGUUUAUAGUACACAAUUUAAACAUCUGGGUUUUGGUGUUGUUUUUGAAUUGUUCAGUUUAUUGGCUAAUAAGGGUUUGUUUCCAUCUCUUAAGACUUGCAAUUUUUUGUUGAGCUCUCUAGUGAAAGCCAAUGAGGUAAAAAUGAGUUAUCAAGUGUUUGAUAUCAUGUGUCAUUGUGGCGUCACUCCGGAUGUUUACUUGUUUAGUACUAUGGUUAAUGCCUUUUGCACUGGAGGCAGAGUGGAUGAUGCUAUUGAGUUGUUUCGUAAAAUGGAAAAAGUGGGCGUUGCUCCAAAUGUCGUUACAUAUAAUAAUAUUAUACAUGGGUUAUGCAAGAAUGGAAGAUUGGAUGAGGCGUUUCAGUUUAAAGAAAAGAUGGAAAAAGAGAGAGUGAAACCGAGUCUUGUAACUUAUGGUGUUCUCAUUAAUGGUUUAGUUAAGUUGGAAAGGUUUGAUGAAGCUAACUGCAUUUUGAAGGAAAUGUCUGACAGAGGUUAUGCACCUAAUAAUGUUGUGUAUAAUACGCUAAUUGAUGGAUAUUGUAGGAUAGGGAAUAUUAGCACGGCAUUACAGAUAAGAGAUGAUAUGAUAUCUAAUGGUAUAAGUCCCAAUUCAGUUACUUGUAAUUCACUUAUACAAGGUUACUGCAAGAGUAAUCAGAUGGAACAUGCAGAACAUCUUUUGGAGGAAAUGCUAACAGGAGGUGGAGUGAUAAAUCAGGGAACAUUUACUUCAGUUAUUCAUAGGUUGUGUUUGAAAUGUAGGUUUGACUCUGCAUUACUCUUUAUUAUGGAGAUGUUAUUAAGAAAUUUUAAGCCUAAUGAUGGUCUGCUGACCUUAUUGGUUUCUGGACUUUGUCAGAAUGGUAAGCAAUCAGAGGCCAUUGAGCUUUGGUAUAGACUAUUAGAGAAAGGUUUUGCCGCCAAUACAGUGACUUCUAAUGCUCUAAUUCAUGGACUUUGUGAAGCCGGUAGCAAGGAAGAAGCUGCUAAGCUUCUCAAGGAGAUGCUAGAGAGGGGUUUGGUGUUGGACAGUAUCUCAUAUAACACACUUAUACUGGCGUGUUGCAAGGAAGGCAAGGUUGAGGAAGGUUUUAAACUUAAGGAAGAGAUGGUCCGGCGGGGAAUUCAGCCAGACAUGUAUACCUAUAAUAUGCUUCUGCAUGGGCUCUGUAAUAUGGGGAAAAUAGAAGAAGCUGGUGGGCUUUGGCAUGAAUGCAAAAAGAAUGGUAAUUUUCCAGAUGCUUAUACAUAUGGGAUCAUGAUAGAUGGAUAUUGUAAAGCUAACAGAGUUGAAGAGGGUGAAAAGCUGUUCCAGGAGAUGGUUACUAUGAAAAUUGAGCAAAAUGCUGUAGUUUACGGUACACUAAUCCGAGCAUACUGUGAAAAUGGGAAUAUGAGGGAAGCCUUUAGACUUCGGGAUGACAUGAGAAGUAGAGGCAUUCCGCAAACUUCUGCCACUUAUUCUUCUCUUAUACAUGGACUCAGCAAUAUUGGCCUUGUUGACAGUGCAAAUCAACUUCUUGAUGAAAUGAGAAAAGAGGGUUUGUCACCAAAUGUUGUUUGCUAUACUGCACUUAUUGGUGGUUACUGUAAGCUAGGGCAGAUGCAUAAAGUUGAUAGCAUCCUGCAGGAAAUGUCUAUAAAUAACGUUCAUCCUAAUAAAAUUACCUACACUAUCAUGAUAAAUGGGCAUUGCAAAUUGGGAAAUAUGAAAGCAGCAGCAAAGCUUCUGAAUGAGAUGGCUCAAAAAGGAAUUGUCCCAGAUGCUGUUACCUAUAAUGCCCUUACAAAUGGAUUUUGCAAAGAAGGGAAAAUGGAAGAAGCUCUUAAAGUUUGUGAUCUUAUGUCCACCGGUGGGAUAUCUUUAGAUGAUAUUACAUAUACUACAUUGAUUGAUGGGUGGCAUAAGCCAUUGACAGUCUCGAGUCGAGAAUAAAUAAUCACUAACUCAUGUAAGGUUGGAAUAUGACAUAUUCUUGUUCCUGAAAUGGUACAGAUUUCACCAGCUUAUAUAACAAAAUGGAGCUGAUGAUGUACAGUGGAUGGCAUUCUCUCAUGUUCUCUUUUAAAUUCAAGUAUUAUCAUUGAAACUCUGAGAAGUGCUUCUUGCGGAAUGGAAAUUUAUGCACUGCAUCUACAAGCUUGCUCAAGAAUCUUGCUCAAUUAUUUGAAUUGUCCCUUGGGUCUCUAAAUCAUUGGUUGUUGCCUACCCAUUGCUAUGCUCUUUAGUGUAAGAUUAGAAACUUGCACUCAUCCUGGGUCUUUGUGAUGAAGGAGAUUUUCUCACUUCCCAAUUAGGUGAAUCUGAUGCAGAGCCAUCAUCAUGAGGGAGGUGAAAUGAAGAGCCAGCUUAUGUGGUUGACCAAACCCAAAAGUUCAAAGGUUUUGAGCACUAACAGGACUGGCAAGCAACUCAGAAGGUUAUGAGUGCUUUGUGCAAGCUGAUGCUUAUGGACUCUUUGCUUUUAUGCUUGUUUUAUUUGAGGUGGCUGGUGUGGUGGUGUUACAAUUUGUUGAUGUUACUUGGAGAUGAAGCAACGAGUUAUAUACAGAUGGUGCUGAUCAUUGCUCUUGCCCCAAGAAGACAAAUGCUAAGCAUGCUGAAAUUAGUCAGAAUCAGCCUCUCCUCUCUAAUAAAAAUUGCAUUGUUAUUUCAAACAAAAUAACAAUAACAGCAAUUAAAAGAACAAAAGGAAACAAGGGAGGUUGAGACUUGAGAUAGGCAUGGGUAGGAUGAUAUUAAAAGGCAGAGAUGGUUGAAUGGUCUGUUCUCUGAUGAAAUUGUUUAACACGGACCAAAAUUUGCAAUUUUGCAAAAUAUUUGGUCCAGUUCUCGUGAGGCUUAUGCAUGUUUCUACAAAUUGGAGAGGGUCGUUGAACUUCCAUAUUUUAUGCAUGCCAGAACAGCAAAGGUAGGAAACACAAGUCUGUCUUCUAGAAAAAUCAUGCAACCCAAGAUGCCAAUUUUUACUGAUUUGAAGGUCUACUCCUGAAGUUCAAGGCUGGACCAUAUACUUUAUAUAUUCAAUUUAACAGGUUGCAUGUGGAUCUGAUUGAAGCAGUAAUCAGUUAUUGUACCUAAUUUCAUUGGUAGUCUGUUACAUUGAAAUGUUAGGUUGAGUUGUAUGAGAAUGGGUCGAUUGAGUUUUUGGAAAA
Molecule: messenger RNA, 4016 nt
Organism: Ricinus communis (castor bean)
Lineage: Eukaryota; Viridiplantae; Streptophyta; Magnoliopsida; Malpighiales; Euphorbiaceae
Product: pentatricopeptide repeat-containing protein At4g19440, chloroplastic
Exons: 8
Coding region: 253-2796 (847 amino acids)
Molecular function (GO): protein binding
Source: RefSeq, a predicted model, not a curated record